Molecule: messenger RNA, 578 nt
Organism: Saccostrea cuccullata (small rock oyster)
Lineage: Eukaryota; Metazoa; Mollusca; Bivalvia; Ostreida; Ostreidae
Product: serum amyloid A-3 protein-like
Exons: 2
Coding region: 236-478 (80 amino acids)
Cellular component (GO): extracellular region
Source: RefSeq, a predicted model, not a curated record
CGGGGGCAUAAAAAUGCAUGUAAGAAUCGAAAAAGUAAAAUAUAUAUACUUGAAAUUCAAAGUUAAAUGUAUUAGGGCAGUUAUAAAAUACCUCUUGUCAAGUUUCGUUUGAUAGACCAAUGAACAGUUUAGUGAUCUUGAUUUACAUAUUUAUUUUAAAAAAAGGGAAAAGAAAAGACACGAAUGUAAUGCUUUCUAACAUCACACUGGUAACGUAUUGUAUCAUUUUAGUGACAUGAAGGAAGCAAACUGGAAGAAUUCAGACAAGUACUUCCAUGCACGUGGUAACUAUGACGCCGCCAAAAGAGGACCCGGCGGUCGCUGGGCAGCAAAGGUCAUCAGGGAAAAUUACCAAAGCGGAUUGAGUGGUCAAGGAGCAGAGGACACGGCUGCCGACCAAGCGGCCAACGAAUGGGGCCGAAAAGGUGGAGACCCGAACAAAUACCGACCCAAAGGACUGCCAGACAAAUAUAGAUAAACCUCAAGAGAAUCAUCUCAAUUCCAAACACCGAAUUUUGCUGAAUGUUCUGCUAUAACUUGUUUAUUACUGGAAUAAAUAAGUUUUUAUAAUCGUUAAA